Molecule: messenger RNA, 2293 nt
Organism: Trichophyton rubrum CBS 118892
Lineage: Eukaryota; Fungi; Ascomycota; Eurotiomycetes; Onygenales; Arthrodermataceae
Exons: 2
Coding region: 511-1896 (461 amino acids)
Biological process (GO): carbohydrate metabolic process
Source: RefSeq, a predicted model, not a curated record
GCGCGCGCUGGGAGCAGGACCGGGAUGGAGCGGUUCUGUGCGAGGAUGAUAAAUAGCACACCCAGGGCCAAGUCGAAAAACUGUCGCCGUUCUACAUCUUUGCCCCCUGAGCCUCUUGUUUCGCAGUACAUCGAGCAUUUCAACACGAAUCCGCACCAACUGGUUAAUAGUUAGUUGCUGGCAGUGAUGAGGUUUCUUGAAAUUGCCGUCCUUGGGGCGCUCGCCUAUCGCGAAGUAUCGGCUGCGGACAGCUGGGCUACUAGCCUGCAUGCGCGCAAGCAGGAUAUAAUGGAAGUUUGUCCAGAUUAUGUCGCAUACUCGCAGACGAAACAGUACGUUUACCUCCGAGUGAACCAGUGGAUAGAUAUCAAGUGUCGCUAACUAUUGCAUUUAUUUAGUCCUCCGUACAGCGAGGGCCCUCUCAAGCUAUCAUAUCAGCGACCUAUACCAGAGUGCCGGACGUUCUCCUCUCCCUUGGUUGAGAAGGUGAUAAAGGACAUCACCUCACGCAUGGUCGACAAAGAUCUCGCUCGGAUAUUUGAAAAUGCGUUCCCUAACACACUUGACACAACUGUUCGAUGGCAUGUCGAUGGCACAGAAAAGAAAAAGCGAAGUUCGAAGACAAAGCGAGCAGGCGGCGUAUGGGAAGGCCCCCAGUCGUUUAUCGUCACUGGUGAUAUAAACGCUGAGUGGCUUCGGGAUUCAACGAACCAGCUGGCGCAAUACCAGAAAUUGGCGAACGGAGACCCUAAAAUAAAGAACUUGAUACUGGGAGCUAUAAAUACGCAGGCCGAAUUUGUUAUCCAGUCGCCAUACUGCAAUGCCUUCCAACCUCCUCCCCCAAGUAAUUUACCUCCAACAAACAAUGGGCAGAUGGACCAGGUUCACCCUGCAUAUGAGCCAAGCGUCGUUUUUGAGUGCAAAUAUGAGCUUGACUCUAUUGCUAACUUCCUCUCUCUCGGAAACCAAUUCUAUGAGGAGACCAGGUCAAAGAAUUUCUUGACGCCCAGGUGGUAUGAAGCUCUAAACACUGUUCUACGAGUAUUGGACGAGCAGAGCCAGUCUACUUUCAAUGAGAACGGGCAAUAUCGACGCAACGAGUAUACCUUCCAGCGACAUACCAAUGCUGGUACGGAGACCUUGAGCCUGAUGGGCGUUGGCAACCCGCUAGGAAACGGUACUGGGCUUGUUCGCAGUGCUUUUCGACCAAGUGAUGAUACCUCCAUCCUAGGAUUCUUCAUACCGGCUAAUGCAAUGAUGUCUGUUGAACUAAAAAGAACAGCGGACACUCUAUCCAAAGUCGGAGGAGAUAAAGACCUGAUUCAAAAACUCAAGCGAUACUCUGAACAGAUCCGGGAAGGUAUCUACAACCAUGCAGUGGUAACACAUAAAGUCUGGGGUCAAGUGUUUGCUUUUGAGGUUGAUGGCUACGGAUCAAACAUUCUCAUGGAUGAUGCCAAUCUCCCUUCAUUACUAGCCCUGCCGCUGCUUGGGUUCGUCGAUCAAAAUGACGAGAUCUAUAAAAAUACCCGAAAAAUGAUUCUCUCGAAAACUGGCAACCCUUACUACCUUACUGGAUCAGCGUUCCAUGGUAUUGGUGGGCCACAUAUUGGUCUACAGAAUGCCUGGCCGAUGUCCGUACUCGUACGUGCUCGGACUGCAAACUCCGAUGCUGAAGUUAUGGAGUCCAUCAAUAUGGUACGUGAUUCGUGUCUUCUAGGUCUAGUCCACGAGAGUGUGGACGUGAAUCGUAUCGCCAAAUACACACGCAGCUGGUUUGCGUGGGCAAACAGCGUCUUCGCGCAAACCAUUCUCGACCUGGCGGAGAAUAAACCACAUUUGAUAUUUGGUAAAGGCGCAAAGCCGUACAUAAUUUCCUCUGACGCCCAUAUUUAGUGAACGAGUAAUUUUCAAUUACUUCAAUUGCUUUACUACUGCUUUCGUUUAUGUCCUCUCCUUUUUGAUACCAACUUUUUCCGUUCCUGUGACACAGCAUCCUAUCUAUUUGCUUUAAAUACAGCUUAUUUUAGUAAUUUUAUUCAUUACUAUAGCUAAGUAACUAAGCAGCAUAAUUAUAUCAGCGUCUUCUCCCUGCAAACCGUGAUUAGUAGCUUCGCCUUCCAUUCCCUCGGGGCUUCCUACGUCUCCAAGUUUCAAUUCUCGACUGUGAAUACUACCUGCGCGAUACCAAGAAUUAGAUGCCUGAAAAUGUAUUGAAGAAUUAAGACUAUUUAGGAUGAAUUAGCUCAAUGCCUCUGUAUCCAGAAAUCUGCACAGAUAUAACCAUGAAACA